Scleropages formosus (Asian bonytongue) is the source of this 1233-nucleotide messenger RNA. RefSeq names its product zona pellucida-like domain-containing protein 1. The coding region runs from base 1 to 1233 and encodes 410 amino acids. The transcript is spliced from 10 exons. The record is from RefSeq and is a predicted model, not a curated record. NCBI's taxonomy places the organism in Eukaryota, Metazoa, Chordata, Actinopteri, Osteoglossiformes, Osteoglossidae.
AUGAAUGACUACAAGAUGCACACAAUGCAUUUUCUCAUCUCUCUCAUCUUCGCUUUGGUGCUCUUUAAAAGCUGUCAGUCUCUCAAUAGCACUGACUGCGGUCAAUACUACAGGCGUCCCGAGUACACGGAUAUUUCUGUCGAUUGCGGGACCACCACCAUAAACCUGGCUGUCAUCGCUUGCCCUGUCAUUUACACGGGCUACAAUGAGUCCCUGCUCAAGCUAAACAGCAUGACAGACCCAACCUGCGGUGGAACCCUGGACGUCACAGUGAUGCCUGCGGUUGUGCGAUUCCAGUUUCCCUUGAAUGCAACCAACUCCUGUGGCAGCACCUUCACAACGACGAGUGCUGCUGGCACUGGGAUAUUCUCUGACUUCUCCAAUAUCCAGACGGUGAACAUCAGCGGUGUAAUUCGAUCAAAUGACCCAACCACUGGCAUGGUGACCUACAACGCUGAUCUGAAGUACUUCUACUCCUGCUCUUACCCCCUGGAGUACCUCAUCAACAACACACGGGUUGAUGUGUCGGCUUCCUCCAUCGCGGUGAAGGACAACAAUGGCAGCUUCAUCAGCACCCUGAGCCUGCAGCUUUAUGCGGAUCAAAACUACACAUCCCCCCUGACUAUGCCACCACUGGGCCUUGAACUGAGGACUAAAGUUUACGUGCAAGUGAAGGCUACUAACCUGACAUCCCAGUAUUUUGUCCUCCUUGACAGAUGCUAUGCCGCAGUUUCACUCUAUCCCACCAACUCCUCCUACUUCAAUCUUUUUGUCUCGUGCUCCAGAGACCAGCUGACCACCAUGCUGGAGAACGGGCAGAGCCAGAAUGCCCGAUUCUCCUUCCCGGCCUUCCGCUUCAUUGAGCAGCAGAACCAAACUGUGUCCACCUACUAUCUGCACUGCAUCACCCGACUCUGUGAGCAAACUACUUGCAAGCAAUUCCAGUCAUGCUCCAGCACCUCCCGGAGAAGAAGGGAUGUGAGCCCCACGCCUCCACCAGGCCUCACAGACACCACAACUGUCACCUCCCCGCCCAUUAGGACCAAGACAGAAAGCAUUAUAUCAUCAAAAGAAGAGUUGUCAAGCAAAGGUGAAGCGUCUGGUACCUCCACCGGCCUGGGGGUAGCGGUGGGCAUCCUGGUCCUGGCCUGCAUUGGAAUGAUUGCAGUAGGAGCAAUCUUUUACAGACGACUCAACCUGCACCCUGGAAACUCCAAGUCGUACCAGGGCUAG